AUGGCAGAGAGUUCCCUCCAAGAUCGAUUGCGGGAGCACGCCGAAGCUUUCGACGGUCUCUUGUCUCUCAUACCCGCGAAACACUACUAUGGAAAAGAUAAUAGUGAUCAAUGGAAGAAGAAGAAGCAAACCAAAGAAGAAGCUGCCGCCGCGAAACGAGCGAAACUCGAUCCUGAUUCCGAAUCCUCAAAAACAGCAAAGGAUGUCAUGGAUGAACGAGAGCGAGCAAGGAAGAGAAAGCUGGAAGAGAUGGACGAGUCGGACAUCGAGGGCGUGGAAAAGGAAAAGCCCAUGCAGGGCUUGAAGCAGCCACAAGACAAGAAGGCCAAGAAGCAGAAGGUGGCGAAUAAUGCAGAUGCGUCUAAACCUUCAAAAGACAAGCCGGAGUCCGCUGAGAAAGCAAAGUUAAAUUCUGGUGAUAAACGGCGGCUUAAGCAGGAGCGGAAGAAGGAGAAGAAACAGAAAGAAGAGCAGAAGAAAGAUAGGAGCAAGAAAGCAGCUCCUCCAGCGAUUGAAUCGACAGACGCGCCAACCGAAGAGACAGUUGUAAAUGGUGAGAAAGAUAGCGAAGAAGCUGCUGAGGUGGAUGAGGAGGAUCUUCCUGGGGGCGAAAUAGGUCACUUUGAGGCCGAGGGACUGGAAGAAGAGAAGGCCGACACACCAAACUCUACACCUCCAAGUCCAAACCCCCUUUCACCAACCUUCGACCACCCAACAGAUCCAAGCGCCAGUACCUCCACAUCCUCCGUCAUCCCACCCGCAACUGCGCCAAAACACAUCAAACUCCCCACAGACCCAGAACUCCUACGAUCGAGAUUAGCAGCCCGAAUAGAAGCCCUCCGAGCAGCACGCAAAGCCGACGGACCCGAUGGAGCCCCUGCGAGAAAUCGCCAAGAGCUCAUGGAAGCACGGAGGAAAAAGGAAGAACAGCGACGAGCGCAUAAAAAGGAGCUGCGCUUGAUAGCCAAAGCAGAAGAAGACGCCCGCCGCGAAGUAGCUCUAGCGUCAGCCCGAGACUCCCCAGCAUCGAGCAUGAUGUCCCCCUCCAUCCACUCCCCGCCCCACAGUUUCUCCUUCGGCCGCGUAGCCUUUGCAGAUGGCCAGCAGCUCGCCGAAGACCUCUCUACACUCCAAAGCGCGCCUAAGAAAAAGGGACCACAAGACGUGAAUACCGCGCUGUUAGCUAACGAGAAGAAGCGCCUGCGAUUAGCUGGCCUCGAUGACGAGAAGCGCGCUGAUAUCGAAGAGAAAGACCUCUGGCUGAACGCCAAGAAGCGCGCACACGGCGAGCGAGUCCGGGACGACAAUUCCCUGUUGAAGAAAACGCUGAAGCGGAAAGAGAAAGCUAAGAAGAAGAGCGAGGGUGAGUGGAAGGAACGGAAAGAAGGAGUUGCCAAGAGUCAGGCGAUGAAGCAGAAGAAGAGAGAGGAGAAUCUUAAGAAAAGGCGAGAUGAGAAGGGGGGUAAGGGCAAGGGCAAGGGGAAGUCUUCGUCUUCAGGGAAGAAGAGUAAGCCGAAGAGUAGACCGGGGUUUGAGGGCACUUUUGGAGGGAAGAAGAAGUGA
Molecule: messenger RNA, 1563 nt
Organism: Lachnellula hyalina
Lineage: Eukaryota; Fungi; Ascomycota; Leotiomycetes; Helotiales; Lachnaceae
Gene: RRP14
Product: Ribosomal RNA-processing protein
Exons: 3
Coding region: 1-1563 (520 amino acids)
Biological process (GO): ribosomal small subunit biogenesis; ribosomal large subunit biogenesis
Cellular component (GO): nucleolus
Molecular function (GO): DNA binding; RNA binding
Source: RefSeq, a predicted model, not a curated record